This is a messenger RNA of Alternaria burnsii, 8049 nucleotides long. RefSeq names its product translational activator. Lineage: Eukaryota; Fungi; Ascomycota; Dothideomycetes; Pleosporales; Pleosporaceae. Gene Ontology annotation, biological process: cellular response to amino acid starvation; regulation of translation. Gene Ontology annotation, cellular component: cytosol. Bases 1 to 8049 code for a protein of 2682 amino acids. The record is from RefSeq and is a predicted model, not a curated record. The transcript has 6 exons. Gene Ontology annotation, molecular function: protein kinase regulator activity.
AUGGCUGCUGUGAAUGGGGACGCUGAGUCGCGGGCCAUAAGCCGCGACGAGCUGCGGCCGAAGCUCAUCACAAGCUCCACCAAGCGCCGAGUCAACGAGCUCUCGGGACUGCAACACCAGGUGGCGGACGACUCGCUCGUCACAGCCGACCUCCAGGCGCUCCUCGAACUACUCUUUGAAACAUACCCGCUGUACGACGACCGCGAAUCACGACGAGCGGUCGAAGGCGUCCUUAAGUCGCUGGUCAACGGGCCACAUGGCGACAAGGUGCUGCCUCCGAUUGUCAAGUUUCUGACAAACGAAUGUUCCAAAAAGGCAAUCGCACACGCCAACGCAUUUGUGCUGAACGACUGGUGUUCGGUGUUGCUGCUGCAAUUUGCAAAAUCGCCUGAGCGGUGGGCCAAGCAUGGACUGGAUGUGGCUCUGGCGAAUGCGCGUGUGCUAGAGACGUGUGUGGGUGCUGGCGGCGACCGGCGAGCUGGCCGCAUCUCAAUAGCGGCCCUCGUUUCGACGCGCCGCGCCCUGCGCGCCAUAUUCCGCUCCGAGGCCAUUGGCAAGGACGCUCAUUCCAAACUCAUCACGACCCUCACAGCAAAGGGCAGCGCGCCCACGGCUGGAAACGCUGUCUUCCUUGGCGUCAUUGCCGGCGUCUCGUCCCGUCUCGAGACCGUUAAGCCGCUCCUCGAAGCCCACAAACAAGACUACUACACAUAUUAUACGAGGGAGAUUGUGGGAUCAAGGAGCCAGCUGCCUGAUCACAUUUCCAAUGCGCUGCACGACUUCUUUGACAGCUUCCCUACACUGGAAGAGCUGCGCAAGGAUGUCAUACCACCCAUCGAAAAGGCCUUGCUGAGAGCGCCGGAAGUGGUGCUUAACGAUAUUGUCUCACCCAUGUUCCUGGCCCUUCCGGAAACCAUGGACCUCUCUGACAUCCUGCUGGGAAACAUGCUGAAGCCGCUGCUUUCAAAUGUCAAAUCGAGCAAUGCCGCAAUCCGAGCAGGCGCCUUGCGAACUUUCAAAGCCUUGGCUUCGCGAUCAAAAGAUGAUGCCAAAAUUGACAAGGUGGCAGAUGAAGUGCUUACCCCAUUGAAACAAGGCAAAGUAUCCGGUGUCGACCAGAAAGUUCUGCAUGCUCAGAUGCUUUCAGCACUACCUGAAUCGAUAUCCUUGUCAAAGAAGAUACCAGCAGGUAUCGCUCCAGUCGCUUUGAAGGAGCCAAGCGAGCCAGCUGUCGUAGCCGAAGUGUCCGCAAUGACAACCCACUUGAACUUUGGCUUAGCUAAUGGAGUAUCCCUCGACAAAACUGUCUCGGAUGCAUUUAUCAAAGGUAUGGGUGAUAAGCGUGUGCCCGUCAAGCGCCUCUGGGCUAUUCGUGCUGCGGAUAUCUGGUGGGGUCUUUCCGACGAGCAACAAUCCCAACCAGACGUACUUGCAUUCUGCCAAACCACCCUACCAAAACUCAUUGAGAUCUGGCAGGAAGUCAACGCGAACCCCUUGCCUGCAACGCAAAGUGGAUUGGUCGCGGUAGGACACUAUGCGACCGCCCUUCUCAUCGAUAGGGUACAGAACAUGAAGGACGAGAAGCUUGGAUCUAUCCAUAAGAAAUCCGAUGUCAUCUCCCAAUCGCUGGCCACGCAACCAAAGCCUUCCAUUCAUCUCAACCCUAAAGUAUAUUCGAAGCUGUCUUCCGAAGAGGAUGUCUCGAUUGCGCUUCGCGCCCUAAAAGCACUUGCCCCCGAGGUCACUCAAGCUUCAAAAGAAGUCGCAGAUGCAUGGGCGCAGGCAUUCAUCUUCCUGAUUGUUGCUCCCAGCGUCUCUGCUAAAGCCAAAUCCGCUGCUAAACAAGCCCUAACGCAAUCAUAUCUCCAGACCUCUCCAGAUAAGAUCAGCAACAUCAUCGUAGAAGGUUUAUGGUCAUGGUACAGGUCCAGUGAAAAAGAAGACAAGGAUAGUGCGGCAUUCGCAUCCAAGGCAAGCUCUGUUGAACUUGGGGCCAUAUUGGGCUGCAUAUGCCUCUCUCCAGAGACAGUAAAGCAUCACAAUGCAAGCGUGGACGAUGUAAGCCUUCAAAAGCAGGCCAUGAACCUUGUCGUAUUAGCAAGGAAAGAAAUUAUCCCAAGGGUUUCUUGGAUCGACCAGUGUCUUCGUAUGGGUGUAGAUCCAGGUCAGCUUGUGCGAGAUAAUCUGCAAGAGUUUGUGAACACUAUCAACGAAGCAACUGAGAACAAGGACAAUGAGACGUUGCCCACUAUCAACGCAGCGGCUUACAGUGCUUAUACCGACAUGGCUUUCGUGGCUCCAGAAGCUGCCUUGCCAGCCGUGGUCAAACAGUUCAGCCAAGAUCUUGACCCGAAGCAGAUGGAAUCUGUAGGACCAACCGAAGCUGCCAUCUUCCGCACACCAGAGGGAACUCCCUACAUUGACGUUCUGUCGAAAAAGGCUCCUGUAGUCAUCGACAAGAACACAAAAGACUACGAUACGCUAAAGUGGGAGGAGGAGCUACGAGCUCAGCUUGCACAGAAGAAGGGCCAAGCUAAGAAACUCAGCACGGAUGACCAGGCCAAGGUUAACGCUCAGCUGGCGAAAGAGGCUGCCAUAAGGAAAGAAGUGGCGGCCACAGAGCACAGGAUGAGGCGAGGUGUGGGCAUCAUCCGCAGUCUUGCUACUGGACCUCCUACCGAGGCAGAGCAAUGGAUGGGACCGGCCGUGGAUCUCUUGAUUCAAGCUAUUCGCGCUGGCGCUGGUCUUCUGCUGGGAGAUAUUCCUGCGACCGCUUUGAUAUCCUGUUCCGAGCGGAUAUCCAGCCGUCUGGGCAUGAUGCGACCAUUUGUCGGCGUAGCAGUACUACGAACAAUUGGGUCCAUACAGCUUGCUAGCGAGUACGAAGAUGAAGACCUGGGUGAUCUGGUAACGCGUGUCCUAUACCGUCUUCGCUUCUUGAGCGAGCAAAGGCCUCUUGAUGCAGUGUCUCUGGCAUAUUGUUUCCCUCUAUUGUUCCUUGUUUUAGAGAAGGGUGGCAUAGGUAAAUCUGCAGCUGAGGAAGCCGAUGAGCAACUCAUCCUAGCCAUCGAAGUGUUGACCUUCCACACCAACUCCUGCACUGACCCACGUCUGCCACGAAAAGCCUUGUUGGAGAUUCUGGUAUGGUCGUUGCAGAAGUACCAGCAGCACUACAAGAUCAUCAAGGACUGCAUUACCAACCUGGCUAGCGGCCUAGCCCCCAACAUUGACAACGAUGAACUGAGCGCCCUGCUGCGCGGUACCAUCGCACCCGAGACUGGUGUCCGAACUGCGAUCUUGCAAGCCAUCGAUGCUGAACUGGACAUGAACGAUUUGAAGUUCAGUGAGGAGAUUUUCAUCGCAUGCCACGAUGACGAGCCUGAGAAUGCCGAGCUUGCCCGGACAAUCUGGGAAGAAAACGACCUGGAGCUUAAAGCAGAUGCUGGUGUCCAGCUGCUCCCCUACCUGGACUCUCUCGACAAACCGCUCAGGAGGGCGACUGCACGAGCUAUUGGCGAGGUUAUCACCAAGUAUCCUGACACAUUUGACGACAUUCUACGUAGGCUUCGGGAGACAUACGCAGAAAAGGCGAAGCCACGCGUUCCAGAGCGUGACGAAUAUGGCAUGCCGCGAAAGGUUGAUCUACGCGACCCCUGGGAGAGCAGAGAUGGUAUUGCGCUUACCUUCAAGGAAAUGACACCAGGUUUCAAGCCUGACGAUCUUGUGGAUUUCUUGAACUUCUUGAUCUACGAGGGCCCCUUGGGAGACAGAAGCCCAGCUGUGAGAGAAGAAUUGAUUGAAGCAGCAACCUCGGUGAUCACCGUCAAAGCCCAAACCAAGGUCGAACCUCUCAUGGAGCUUUUCGAGAACGCUCUCGAAGCUCCUGAUCGCAAGUCAGAGAUGUACGAUCAAGUCAACGAAGCAGUCAUUAUCCUGUAUGGUGCAUUGGGUCGUCACUUGGCUGCCGGCGACGAGCGAGUCCCAAAGGUCGUGCAAAGACUGCUGGCGACUCUCAGUACACCUUCGGAAACUGUGCAAUACGCCGUUGCUCAAUGUUUGCCACCUCUAGUACGAACCUCAGAACAAGAGGUUUCGAACUACAUCAACCAAAUGAUGGAUCAACUUCUCACGUCGAAGAAAUACGCCUCGCGUCGCGGUGCUGCUUAUGGUCUUGCGGGUAUUGUACGCGGUAAGGGUUUGGGUCUGCUCAAAGAACAUCGCAUCAUGUCUACGCUCAAAGGAGCUAGCGAGAACAAGAAAGAUCCCAACCAAAGGCAGGGAGUGUAUCUGGCAUAUGAGCUUUUCUCUCUGAUCCUCGGUCGCCUGUUCGAGCCCUACGUUAUCCAAUUAGUACCGCAACUGCUCGUGGGCUUUGGCGAUACCAGUACAGACGUUCGCGAAGCCUGCUUGGAUGCUGCCAAGACCUGCUUCUCCACGCUUAGUUCCUUUGGUGUCAGACAGGUUCUGCCGAUACUCUUGGAAGGUCUCGACGAAGAUCAGUGGCGUAGUAAGAAGGGUGCUUGCGACUCUCUAGGAGCCAUGGCCUACCUAGACCCCAACCAACUAGCCCUGAGCUUGCCAGAAAUCAUCCCGCCCCUUACCGUCGUAUUGACAGACAGUCACAAGGAAGUACGAGCUUCAGCCAACCGAAGCUUGCAGCGAUUUGGUGAAGUCAUUAACAACCCCGAGAUCAAGAGCGUGGUCAACAUCAUCUUGAAGGCUCUCAGCGACCCAACAAAAUACACAGACGAUGCCCUCGAUGCUCUCAUCAAGAUUCAGUUCGCACAUUUCCUCGACGCGCCUUCUCUUGCUCUCGUGGUUCGUAUUCUGGAACGAGGUCUGGGCGAUCGAUCUGGAACCAAGCGAAAGUCCUCACAAAUCAUUGGCAGUCUAGCAUACCUUUCGGAAAGGAAGGACCUCACAUCUCAUCUGCCCAUCUUGGUCGCUGGACUGAGGGUCGCGAUUGUGGACCCUGUACCGGCUACGCGUGCUACUGCUUCGAAGGCACUCGGAUCCCUAGUAGAGAAGCUUGGAGAGGAUGCCCUUCCAGAUCUCAUUCCAAGUCUUAUGUCUACACUCAAGUCCGACACCGGUGCUGGAGACCGACUUGGUUCUGCCCAAGCUCUCUCAGAGGUCCUCGCCGGUCUCGGAACUGGACGCCUGGAGGAGACACUGCCCAGUAUCUUGCAGAACGUGGCCAGCAACAGGGCUUCUGUCCGCGAAGGCUUCAUGUCCUUGUUCAUCUUCUUGCCGGUCUGCUUCGGAAACAGUUUCGCCAACUACCUCAGCAAGAUCAUUCCUCCCAUCCUUGGCGGUCUUGCAGACGAUGUGGAAUCGAUUCGAGAGACUGCCCUGCGCGCUGGUCGUCUCUUGGUCAAGAACUUUGCUACCAAAGCUAUCGACUUGCUGCUACCUGAGCUGGAGAGAGGUCUUGCAGACGACAGCUACAGGAUUCGUCUCAGCUCCGUCGAGCUUGUUGGAGACCUACUUUUCAACCUCACUGGUAUCAGUGGCAAGGUGGAAGAGGAGGAAGUCGAAGAGGGCGCCAAGGAGGCCGGACAAUCUUUGCUCGAAGUUCUCGGAGAAGAGAAGCGCAACAAGGUCUUGUCUGCACUGUACAUUUGCAGGUGCGACACGUCCGGUUUGGUGCGGACAGCAUCUAUCAACGUCUGGAAGGCAUUGGUGGCCAGCCCACGUACUCUACGCGAGCUUAUCCCUACACUCACUCAACUUCUCAUCCGUCGUUUGGCAAGCUCAAACAUGGAGCAGAAGGUCAUUGCCGGAAACGCGCUUGGAGAGCUCAUUCGAAAGGCAGGAGAUGGUGUACUCGCCACUCUACUGCCUACGCUCGAAGAAGGUCUACACACCACCGAUACAGACGCCAAGCAGGGUAUUUGUAUCGCCCUUCGCGAGCUCAUCGCAGCCGCCUCGCCAGAGCAGCUGGAAGACUACGAGAAGACUCUUAUCCAGGUUGUUCGAACUGCUUUGGUGGAUCCCAACGCGGACGUGCGGGAAGCAGCUGCCGAAGCCUUCGAUGCUCUGCAACAGAUCUUCGGCAAGACGGCUGUCGACCAAGUUCUGCCUUACCUACUCAACCUCCUGCGUUCGGAUGACGAUGCGCAGAACGCGCUCUCCGCGCUUCUCACCCUCCUCACAGAUCAAGCGCGGUCCAACAUUAUCUUACCAAACCUUCUACCUACGCUGCUUACUUCGCCUAUGUCUGCCUUCAAUGCCCGCGCUAUUGCGUCGUUGGCUGAGGUCGCAAGCUCCGCUAUGACACGAAGACUGCCGAACAUCCUCAACACCAUCAUGGACAACGUCAUCGCGUCCAAGGACGAGGAGCUCAGGUCAGAGCUCGAGACAGCUUUCGACAAGGUACUGCUGUCUGUAGAUGAGUUUGACGGUCUUAACACUGCCAUGAGCGUCAUGUUGGCCUUGUCGAAACAUGAUGACGAGCGGAGACGUGCGCGUGCCGACAUGCACCUGGCCAAGUUCUUCGCAGAAGCCGACGUCGACUUUUCAAGAUACUACCCCGACCUCAUCCGCGCACUCCUCAUCUCCUUUGGCGACAGCGAUACAGAGGUUGUCAAGGCUGCAUGGACUGCGCUCAGCACUCUUACGAGCAAGCGUCUGCGGAAGGAAGAAAUGGAGUCGCUUGUUAUAUCGACUCGCCAGACACUCAACCAAGUUGGUGUUGCUGGUGCCGAUCUCCCUGGAUUCUCGCUUCCCAAGGGCAUCAACGCUAUCCUGCCUAUCUUCUUGCAGGGUCUCAUGAAUGGUUCAGUAGAUCAGCGAGUCCAAGGUGCUCUGGCCAUUUCCGAUGUCAUCGAUCGCACCAGCGCAAAGUCACUGCAGCCAUUUGUCACUCAGAUUACCGGACCUCUCAUUCGUGUGGUUACCGAGCGUUCUGUCGAAGUCAAGGCAGCUAUCCUGCUCACACUCAACAACUUGCUUGAGAAGAUUCCAACCUUCCUCAAGCCUUUCUUGCCCCAACUUCAACGCACGUUCGCCAAGUCGCUUGCGGAUACUUCUUCGGAUAUCUUGCGAGCGCGUGCGGCAAAGGCUCUUGGUACCUUGAUCGAGCUUACACCGAGGGUUGAUCCGCUUAUCGCUGAGUUGGUGACUGGAUCCAAGACAGCCGACGAAAAUGUCAGGACGGCUAUGUUGAAGGCUCUGUUCGAGGUGGUGAGCAAGGCAGGCAAGAACAUGAGCGAAGCAAGCAGGAAUGCCAUCCUAGGUCUCAUCGACAACGAGAGCGACGACUCCAAUGAUGCAAUGGCAAUUACAAACGCCCGACUUCUGGGCGCUCUUAUCAGCUGUCUCCCCGAGGAAAUCGCAUCCAGCCUGCUCAAGGCCAGAGUACUUACUACUCACUACAACAAAGCUUCUGUUCUGGCACUCAACGCCAUCCUGCUAGAUGCCCCAGAAGCCUUGACAGAAUCCUUUGCAGACGACACCGUAUCCGUAAUCUGCCAAGGAAUCAGUCACACACAGCCGUUCAUCUCGGACAACUCUAUUCUCGCUGCUGGUAAAUACCUGCUCUCGGAAAAGAGCAACAAGAGCUUCGACCACACCAAGCCUAUAUUUGAGGCUUUGGCGCCGGUGGUUGAGCCUGGACAUCCUGUGGAUACAAGGCGAUUGGCACUCGUGGUGCUGCGCACAGUUGCGCGUGAGCACAACGAGCUUGUCCGUCCGCAUAUUCCCUUACUCAUCCCGGUGGUCUUCGCAUCAGUUCGUGACCCUGUUAUUCCAGUCAAGUUAUCUGCCGAGGCAGCGUUCCUGGCCAUUUUCUCGGUUGUGGACGAGGAAGCUGCUGUGUUUGAUAAGUACAUGGCUGGACCUGGGAAGACGCUGUCGGCCGGUCAACAACGCAGCAUGGGAGACUACUUCAAGAGGGUGGCUAUGAGGCUGGCUGGGCAGGCUAGGGAGAGGAAAGAAGCUGAGGGUGGAGCGGGUGGUUUGGGCUUGUCGAGUGAUGAGAUGGAGGACGAGAGGGAGAUCUGGAGUGUGGGCAAGGUGGAGUUGGGGGAUGUGUUUGGUGAAAACUAG